AUGAUGAGAGCAAUGGAAAAUCUUACAAAAGUCAAUAAUACCCAGUGUAUAUCAUUUCGUCCAAGAAAUACAUCUGAUUUAUAUUAUAUUACAAUUUUUAAUGGAUCUGGUUGUUAUGCUCCAGUUGGUUCUUGGCGUAAUUAUAUCGGUAAUCGUCCUGUUUCAUUCAUGCAUGGAACAUAUGCUACUUGUAUGGUUUCAGGAAUUAUUCAACAUGAAUUAACACAUGUCUUAGGCUUUUAUCAUGAACAAUCACGACCUGAUCGAGAUUCGUAUGUGUCUAUUCAAUGGAAUAAUAUUCUUCCUGCUAAUGCAUUUAAUUUUGAUAUGUACAAUGAUUCAGAUGUUGAUACUCUAAUGACAUCAUAUGAUUAUGGAUCCGUCAUGCAUUAUGAACGUAAUGCAUUUGCUAUUAAUAGUAGUGUAGCAACAAUUAUACCAACAAAAAAUGCUAGUGCAUUUAUUGGACAACGAGUUCAAUUAAGUCCAAUUGAUAUUCUUGAAAUUCAACGUUAUUAUGGUUGUGUUCCAAUGCCAACUAAUACAAAUACAAGCACAACAACUUCUACAGCAACAACAACAACGGUCACUACUGUAACACAGAUAACUAUGACUAGUGCAACAACAACUACGGCAGUUACAACCACAACUAUAACAACAACAAAUAAAAGUAGUGUUAAUAAUCGUGGUCAUAGUGGUUGUCGACCAGCUGCACUGGUAGCAAGUGACAUAUCUUCAUAA
Rotaria sp. Silwood1 is the source of this 741-nucleotide messenger RNA. The record is from the annotation of a GenBank genome assembly. NCBI's taxonomy places the organism in Eukaryota, Metazoa, Rotifera, Eurotatoria, Philodinida, Philodinidae.